Molecule: messenger RNA, 1425 nt
Organism: Ceraceosorus bombacis
Lineage: Eukaryota; Fungi; Basidiomycota; Exobasidiomycetes; Ceraceosorales; Ceraceosoraceae
Source: the annotation of a GenBank genome assembly
AUGGCUUUCCGCGCUUCUCUCCGUGCGUCCGCUCCUUGCUCCAAGCUGAGCUCGUCAGCAUCAGCGCCUCUGCGAGUUCAGAGAGUAGCCGCACCUCGCUCUUUCGCCCUCUCUCGAACGUACGCUUCGGGUCCCACCGGUGGCGCUGUGAGUACAUGAUGUCUCGAGUCGCAUCUACGAGGGCGCAUUGUUGCUUCUCUUCUUCAUCGAACCGCUUCGCUUCGAGCAUGUGCUGCUCCCUGUAUGGCGAGAAGCAAGAGCUGCAAACUGUGCUCGCUGGCUGAACACGGACUGCUCCGCUCUUGAUUGCAGCUCGACUGACGCUGCCCUCGCUCCUCUGACCUUCCGCAGCACCCUCCUCCCGAUCAAGGCGGAUCACGUUCGAAGGGAACCUCUACCGCCCUUAUCGCUUCGCUAGCUGUUCUAGUCACUGCGGGCGGUGCAUUCGCUCUGCUGGGCGGCGAUGACAAGUUUGCAGCGCUCGGCAUCGGCUCCACCGGUGCAAACAAGCUGAGCGGCAGCAAGGCCAAACUUGGAAGCCCUGGUUUGGCGGCACACAAGGAUGACUACCAAAAAGUCUACAAUGCUAUCGCUGAGAAGCUUGAACACGACCCGGAAUACGAUGAUGGUCACUUUGGACCUGUCCUCGUUCGUCUCGCUUGGCAUGCCAGCGGCACAUACGACAAAAAUACUGGCAACGGCGGCAGCAACGGCGCUACGAUGCGUUUCGCCCCCGAGGCGGACCACGGAGCAAACGCUGGUCUGAUCCACGCCCGAUCCUUCUACGACUCUAUCCACUCCAAAUUUCCUUGGAUCACCUACAGUGAUCUGUGGACGCUUGGCGGUAUUGUCGCAGUCCAAGAAAUGGGCGGUCCCACGAUUCCUUGGAGACCCGGCCGCAAGGAUGGCGCUGCUGAGAACUGCACGCCUGAUGGUCGUCUGCCAGACGGGGACAAGGGCUCUGACCACUUGCGCCACAUCUUCUACAAGAUGGGAUUCAAUGAUCAAGAGAUCGUCGCUCUUUCUGGUGCCCACGCUCUGGGAAGAUGCCACAAGGACAGGUCAGGCUUUGAUGGACCAUGGACUUUCUCUCCCACCACUUUCAGCAACGCCUACUACCAACUGCUGUUGGAUGAAAAGUGGAACUUGCGCAAGUGGGAUGGUCCUAUCCAAUACCAAGACAAAAACACAAAGACCCUCAUGAUGCUCACUACCGACAUGGCUCUUACCACGGACAAGUCCUUCAAACCUCACGUGCAGCGAUACGCCAAGUCGGAGGAGGAAUUCUUCAAGGACUUCUCAAAGGCGUACGCCAAGCUACUCGAAUUGGGUGUCCCUGCCACCAGCUGGCAGUCGGGCGAGCACCUCACUGACGGCAAGCAUCUGACUCUCAAGACCACUUCUGACCAAGGCCUCGACAAGUAG